Messenger RNA from Hemicordylus capensis (graceful crag lizard), 456 nucleotides. It is a transcript of the gene PRLH, whose product is annotated as prolactin releasing hormone. Bases 173 to 436 code for a protein of 87 amino acids. The record is from RefSeq and is a predicted model, not a curated record. Lineage: Eukaryota; Metazoa; Chordata; Lepidosauria; Squamata; Cordylidae. The transcript has 3 exons. Gene Ontology annotation, biological process: response to peptide hormone; G protein-coupled receptor signaling pathway; feeding behavior. Gene Ontology annotation, molecular function: prolactin-releasing peptide receptor binding; neuropeptide hormone activity.
CAAAGGCAAUGCAUAAAAAGGCAAAGAGGGACUGCCAGUUUGCACCAAGUCCAACCAUUACAAGGACAGAAAAAUAGUGCCGCUCUCCACUUCUCCUGUUGGGGGAAAGCUGAGUGGGCACUUCCCAAGUAUCUGCUACAAGUAAAAGCAACACUGAAGAAAGCUGAAAGGAAUGAAACUGCUAUCUGUCUGCCUCUUGUGCUUGCUGCUGGACUGCCUGGUGUUAUCUGACACUCAAGGCCGAAUCCUUGAGCAAUCCAUGGAAAUCAGAAAUCCUGAUAUUGACCCUUCCUGGUACACAGGACGAGGGAUCCGACCUGUGGGGCGCUUUGGCCGGAGAAGAGCAACAGCAGAGAGCGCCCACCCAUCUAGCUACGGGCAUCGGCAAGCUUGCUUCCCUAUAGAAGAAAGCAAUGCAUCUGUGGAAGAUGAAUGAUUAUGUGUUACAGUCAUGGC